This is a messenger RNA of Triticum dicoccoides, 2344 nucleotides long. RefSeq names its product F-box protein At5g03100-like. The record is from RefSeq and is a predicted model, not a curated record. Bases 379 to 1821 code for a protein of 480 amino acids. Lineage: Eukaryota; Viridiplantae; Streptophyta; Magnoliopsida; Poales; Poaceae. The transcript has 5 exons. Gene Ontology annotation, molecular function: protein binding.
UUCUGCUGGGGCCUGGCUUCCGGUCCAUCCCCACCCGGCGCAAGAUCGGCGAGGGGAGCCUCUGCCGAGCGCGGCGGCGCUGCGAAAUUUCUAAACUGAGUCGGCCGGCCAGACGGCCUCGUUAACUUCCUAGCCUCCCUGGAGACGAAGCGGAGCCGUGACCGUAUCCAAACUGGUCGGGGGUGGGGGGCAUAUAAUCUCCCCCUCCGAAGACAGGGAAGGCGUCGAUUUGGUUCACCAAAUCGCCAAGCUACGACUCCUUCCGCAGCCUCGCGCUGGGCUCCGCCGCCACCCGGCCGGCACCACUCAGCAACAGUUUAGUCUGCAGCAGCUCAUGCGAAAAAUUGUCUAGCAGACGCCCUGCAAAAGAAGACAGCUAUGAUGUUGUCCUCGGACAAAUGUACUGCUAAAAGAAGCAAAUCCGAGCCUGUGAUCCAUAGUCUCCCGGAGGGUAUUAUGCAUGACAUAGUAUCAAGGCUGACACUGAAGGAUGCCGUGAGGGCCAGUUUGGUGUCGACAAGCUGGAGACGGCUGUGGACAUUUCAUUCCAAUUUAUGCUUUGACAGUCCCACUAUCCUGAACCGCGAGUAUGGCACCCUUAGCAGGAGCAGCAGCAGGAGGGGUAGAAGAAGACGCAGGUUCAUCAGGCGUGUCAAUGCCAUCCUGGAAUCCCACAGCGGUACAGGGGUGAGAAGAUUCGAUGUCACGUUUGCUCUUGAUGCGAGGCACACGGAACAUCUGGAUCGAUGGCUCAAGUUCGCACUCGAUUCCAGGGCGUCUGAGAUUGCUGUUAAUUUGCACCCUGUGUUCUACAGGGGUUCCGUGAGGUCAUAUGAAUGGGAGGAUGCAUACACCUUGCCGUCUCAUAUGUUUAGCAGUCAAGGGGCAUCUUACAUCGAGUCACUUGAGCUCGUCUUUGCAUCGUUGAAGCUACCCCGUGAUUUCUAUGGCCCUUUGAAGCUUAGAGUGUUGGAUCUCCAAUCUGUUCACGUGUCGGAAGGAGAUCUCGAGCUGCUGUUGUCCAAGUGCAGUGCAUUGGAGUGUUUGCGCCUGGGUCGUUGUUACCCAGUGCUUAAUCUGAAAGUGCAGAAACCACUAUGUCGGCUGCGUAAUUUAUCUGUCCGGGGAUGCCAGCUGCAGGUUAUGGAAUUCAGUGCUCCGAAUCUAGCAAAAUUUGAGUAUUCGGGUCAGGCCAUACCCAUUACACUCAGUGAAUCCAUGAAGCCAACAGAAGCUACUGUGACGCUGUUGGGAUAUGACGAUACUCUUGAACAUGUCUUCACCGAACUUCCAAAGACCCUGUCUCGCGUGGAGACACUAUCUGUGAAUGCUUGCAUAAACACCGAGGUGGUUGGAUUUUCAAAUUGCCUGAUGAAGUUUACUCAUCUCAUAAAACUGGAGGUGACUGUAAGUAUUCUUGGGGACUCAAGAAUCAGAAAUGGGAUUCUUCGUUUAGUGAGUCUUCUAGAGGUGGCCCCUCUUCUGCAAAGGCUCGAGUUAAAUAUGCUUCCACAUGUGUCGGUUGGGGUAUCCAACGAGCCUGAAUCUUACUGGCAUUUUCAGCCAUGCGCGCACCGUCAUCUUGAGCAGUUCGAGGUUUCAGGGUUUAUCGGUCUAAGAGGUCAGCUUGAGGUGGUAUUGUGCAUCCUUGACAACGCAGUGGCUCUCAGGCGGAUGUCCAUAGAACCGAGGGUGACGGCAUAUGAUCGUGUCUUUGGACACUGGGCGGGGUUUGAGCAUAAUAUAGGAAAAGGUAGGGCAUGUGCCUUGGCCUUUUUUUCUCCUGAAGACUAUCCCGGCGUGCAGAUUGAGAUCUUCUGAGGGACCUUGGGUGUUUUUGGCUUCAGCUGUUGUAUGCCUGAAGGAGUGAAGGGGAACAAAUAGGCAAGCGUGAGCCCCAGCCAGCACAGCACCUGUAAUCAAACCAUACCAAACCAUGACAAAACCAACUUCAUUUGCAAUCAAAUAGCACCUGUAAACACUAAACAGUACCAACCAAACUUGUCGGCUACACGAUUUACUAAGGCACUAGAAGGACCAUUUGAAAAAUCUUUCUGAACCUGCUCAAUGAUCUACACUAGAUGGAUUUGCAAUGAGCAUGUAGACAGAAUCACAAUGAGCAUGUAGACAUACCACAUCAAAACAAUCAAUGCAUAACCAAAAGAUUGACAGAAUCACAAUGAGCAUGUAGACAUACAUUUGUUGUCUGAGACCUGGAAUAAAAGGGUUAACGCCGGGCACUAACUACUGAUUUCAAUUCAAUCAAAGAGUGUUAGUACAUAUGAUGCCCUAACCUACGGUCACAAGAUCAGGCACAUCAGAGCUAGUACCUCUCAAGUCUAGA